Molecule: messenger RNA, 3802 nt
Organism: Xiphophorus couchianus (Monterrey platyfish)
Lineage: Eukaryota; Metazoa; Chordata; Actinopteri; Cyprinodontiformes; Poeciliidae
Gene: socs7
Product: suppressor of cytokine signaling 7
Exons: 10
Coding region: 436-2787 (783 amino acids)
Biological process (GO): intracellular signal transduction; phosphatidylinositol phosphate biosynthetic process
Cellular component (GO): phosphatidylinositol 3-kinase complex
Molecular function (GO): 1-phosphatidylinositol-3-kinase regulator activity
Source: RefSeq, a predicted model, not a curated record
UAAAUGUUAUUAAUAAUAGUAAUAAAAUCAGCUAUGAUGCUGAACCAGAGAGUCAGUUUGUGGUUCCCAUCAUCGUUGCUGAUCUGGAUGCUGAGCCGAGCGGGUGGGGCCUGGCUCGGUUCAGAGACAGACUGUGCUCACUGACCGGAGACUCCUCCAGCUUUUUAUUUCUCCAGUCCAAAAUCAAACUGCAUGUGUGACCCAAGGUCGGCCUGCUGCUGCUGGACCGAAGCUGCAGUCAUUUUCCCGAUCAGCCACAGAUGGAUGCUGCUCUGUCCUAAAGGAGGAGGAAGCGAAGGAUAAAAACCCCCCAGCACAUUUGUUGGCAUUUUCGCAGGAAAGGCAUGACUCUUUAUUUAUUAUAAGGACGACAUCUCCGCUGUUAGCAAUGCGAAGCGCCUUGUGAUUUUCAUUUCGCGAUCCUGUCAAAUAAUUAUGAACAACGCGCAAGAUAUGUCGCCCGAUUUCGUGUUGAUGCGCCUUGUGUCCGCAGCCGAGGAGGACCGCUUGGAGGGAGAAAACGGGAAUUUGCCGACGGGAGGAGUGGUGGUCGGGCUGGGGAAUGAUGUCCUGGCUUACAGCGGCGUUAAAUCGGCUUUGGAUAUCAGCCGAGGUCCGACGGAGACGGCGGGGCUGGAGCAUCCCAGCAGCCUCCUGAACAAAGGCCAGCCGAGCAGUGACACCACGGCGGCACCUGACAGCGGGGGCACGGAGGGCCGGGUCCCGCAGAGCUCCAUGGACCCCCAGGGGUUCGACUUUGUCCCGAGCCCCGGCCUGCGACCGCAGCUGCUUGUCUUCUCCAAUAUAAUGCGCAACGGAGAUGGGAUUUUGGAUUUAGACCGUCGGGAUGCGCUGGAAUUGGGCCCAGCUGUUAACAACAACAACAACACCCCGAGUCCUGGAGACGUCGAGCGGCACCACGACCUGCUGGAUCAGAGACCAUCAACCUUGCAGUCUUCCGUCGAUUCAUCUGCGGAGAGUCCGGGAUCUGCCGAGAUGUGCCACCGGCAUCGAUUUAUCACCAACCCCCACAACUGGCCCCUAUUAUCGGACAGAUCCGGACCCCUUCCCGGAGGGGACUCUAGGGGCCAAGAGGACGCCGUGUUUGAGUUGGCAAGGCGGUUUGGUGAGCUAGGGGUCGGACCCAGGAUGCUGUUUAAAGGAGCUGAGCUGCCGCAGUGCUCCUGCCAGGGCGCACAGGGUUCGGUAGAUGGACAAGCAGAACCAAGAGACGACCCAACCGAGACCAGCGAUGCCCUUUUGGUCCUGGAGGGGCUGGGGAGUAGGGGCAUUAAUGGCUUGGGUAUAGAGGAGUGUCCGGAGGUUGGGUUGGAUGAUGAAAACGGACACGGCGAGUUUUUACUCAAAAGGAAACGGGAAAUAAUCCAUAAGAUGUCCGGGACUUUCUCCAUCAGCAGCUUCCAAGUGGAACUGAGGACACAGAUCGAAAAGAUGGGCCUGCCGACGACCCAAGCAGGUUCUGAAGGUUCUGCUCAGGUUUUAGCUAAGUCAUCGACACCUGCCCAGAACUCACCUUGGACCACCACGCCAAACCCAAGCCAAGCUUCUACGCCCAGAAGAGGGAAGCGGUGCACCAGUGCGCCCCGGACUCCCACCUACCGGGGUGCAGGUGGAGAGAAAACGUUCAAAGUUCCGGGGAAGUCCAAAAAGAACUCGUUAAAGACCCGAUUGAGUAAACUGUUCCGGACUAAAAGCUGCAGUGGGUCGAAUCACAUCCUGGACAAGAGACCCUCGGUGUCUUAUUCAGUGUCCUCAGCCAUGAGUCUGGUGGACAUGGAAGGUGGAUCUGGAGCCGAGCAGGAUGCCGACAGCCACAGGGAACCCAGACUGACCAGGGCCCACAGUGCCUUCUCCCCUGCCUCCCUCUCUGCCUCCCUCUCGACUUUCACUGGCGAAACAGUUUCUCUGGUGGAUGUGGAUAUUUCUCUACGAGGGUCGAAAACGUCGCAUCCUCCAACUCCUCCACGCCGAAGCCUCAGUCUGCUGGAUGACAUAGCGGGGCCUCAACCGGGGCCUUUCCUAGUUAGUAUUAUGGGCGCCUCCCUGCAGUCUCUCCCUCUUCCUCACCCUCCUCUUCCUCCUCCCUCCCACUCCACCAUCCAGCACAGUCUCAGCCUCAAUGAUGCCUUUUUCCGGGCCCUUCCUCAUUCGAAUCCUUUGCCGUCGGACGCCGCUCCACCAACGAGACGGGCUGCUCCUCCGGUGCUGUGUGCGCUGCGGCGAUCCGAAGCCAGCAACUUCACAGCCAGUCUGAGAGAGCUGGAGAAGUGCGGCUGGUACUGGGGUCCUAUGAACUGGGAAGACGCUGAGGUGAAGCUGAAGGGUAAACUCGACGGAUCGUUUUUGGUCCGAGACAGUUCUGACCCCAGAUACAUCCUGAGCCUGAGCUUCAGGUCGCAGGGAGUCACACACCACACGCGCAUGGAGCACUAUCGAGGGACAUUCAGCCUGUGGUGUCAUCCGAAGUUCGAGGACCGCUGCCAUUCUGUGGUGGAAUUCAUUGAGCGCGCCAUCAUGCACUCCAAGAACGGCAAAUUCCUCUACUUCCUCCGCUCCAGAGUUCCAGGGCUCCCACCAACUCCAGUUCAGCUCCUGUAUCCUGUAUCCCGCUUCAGCAACGUGAAGUCCUUGCAGCAUCUCUGUCGCUUCUGCAUUCGGCAAAUAGUCCGCAUCGACCACAUCCAAGAGCUUCCACUGCCCAGAUCACUGAUCUCCUACCUUAGUAAGUUUUAUUACUACGACCCUGAGGAGGAGAUGUAUCUGUGAAUCAAUAGCAUCCGGAGGAUCGUAGCAGAGCAGGAGGCCAACCCGCAGACAUAGCAGCAUACAUAUCCUAACCCAAAGUCUCUAAUGGAGAAUUUAUCUGCGCUGUUCUGCAGGUCUUCCAGCAUCGGUCUCUGGAAGAGCGUAUACAGCCAAACUGGAACAGACUCUAUGUACGCAGCUCACCGCUUUCUGGAGAAAAAUGAUGGAAAAAAAACCCCCUGCUGUUUCAAAAUCAGAAGAACUAAGAGAAAAGUUACUGACAGAAACUAAAAGAGCCUCGGUCAGCUCUGCUUUCCUGUUUCUAGAACCAGUUUGACUUUUAAAACAUGAUUCACUGGUCGAUUUGUAUAACUGUUGUCCCAAGGUAAAGGCCUUGCUUUUCUUUCUAUUUUGUAAAAACCUGGGAUUUUGGAUUUAGAGAUGCCUGCAGGAUAGAAACGUACCUCGAGCCAAGCCAAGCCGGCCACCAGCACUGACAAGAAAACCUCAGACCUCUCCGGAAGACGGGUUCCUGCUUUUUGUGGAUGCAGUGAUCGUUCCUUAUGUUGCUGUCAGUCAAACAUGGAAAAAAGAUGUUAUAUUUAGGAAUAAAGACGCCCCUUCAGCCUCCUGCUUUAUCUGCUGUGGUGUUUACCAAUCAAAUAGUCAUAAACCUACGGAAGCUCAGAGCCGAUGUUUUCCACUUGGAUUUUUUCAGAUGGUUUUCUUGAGAUGACGAGUCAAUCUGGAGAAAACAAAGCUUGUUUUCUCAACAUCACGAGGCGAUUGGUGUGUGUUAAAUUUGAAUCCAUCCUUCAAAUGCAUGUCGUUGUGCAUGCAUGCACUUCUGGAGAAAACCAUCGGGACAUUAUCUCGUUUUCUCAAGGAAAGCAUUGGAAAAUUAACUCGUUAUCUUGAGAAAACAAUCGUGAAAAUUAAUUUAUCAAAGUCAAAGUUUAUUUAUAUAGCACAUUUACAACAACUCCAGUUGACCAAAGUGCUUCACAAUAGUCACAUCACAGGUAGAUAAAUUCAA